This is a messenger RNA of Acanthochromis polyacanthus (spiny chromis), 6189 nucleotides long. RefSeq names its product solute carrier family 12 member 9 (gene slc12a9). Bases 655 to 3378 code for a protein of 907 amino acids. The transcript has 15 exons. The record is from RefSeq and is a predicted model, not a curated record. Gene Ontology annotation, molecular function: potassium:chloride symporter activity. Gene Ontology annotation, biological process: chloride ion homeostasis; chloride transmembrane transport; cell volume homeostasis. Lineage: Eukaryota; Metazoa; Chordata; Actinopteri; Pomacentridae. Gene Ontology annotation, cellular component: membrane.
AUGCAUAGAACAGAUUUUGGUCACUCUGGUGCCCACAUGUUUGAGUGUAUUUGUAGACAGUACUGAGGUCACGUUUGGCCGGUCUGCAGAUGGGGGCGGGCUCAUUCUGACAGACUACCUUUGCUCAUAUUUGUGAUGCUUUCGCCCUCCCCUUCUGGCAGUCACAUGGCCAGGCUCUGCUCUCCCGUGACACUUUUGAACAAAUAACAGGGUGAACGAGGCGUGCCAUGGCUCUGGUGUUGUCAUUGGGCAGCAGCAGCACGUCUCCUCCAGCAUCCAGCUCUCCGUCAGCCGCUUCCACCGGCCCGCAGCGGUCACCGCCACUGUCCGCGGCGCAUCUGGCCCGGGACAGCCUCCUCCACGCACGGCGGGGAGACACGCACCCACAGCCGGCCUCAGAGGACCUGCAGAGAGGGGAGUUUUAAAGCAGGAAGUGGGGGUGGCAGACAGACAGAGCAGGGAGACUCGGCGAGUCGCUGACCUAACAGGGAGAUUCAGGGAUGAAAACCGUCUCCUUGAGGAGGAACUGCGAAGGUGAACGCUGGGAGUGAGAAAACAGGCGAGGCCAACCUGAGCACAGCUAGCUCAGCUGAGACCUUUGGUUUACGUGAAGAAACAGACAAGCAGACUAAUCUGAAGCUCUUCCCACCGACCAUGUCCAACGAACGCACCCCUCUGAUCACCUCGGGGGUGUGUGGUCUGGCUGUGACCGCGGUGACAUGCGGCGCAGCUUCAGACUCCACCCCCGAGUCGAACUCCGAGAUGCCGAGUCGAGGCCCCCGAAAGCUGAACACGUUUUUCGGGGUGAUGGUUCCGACCGUCCUGUCCAUGUUCAGCAUUGUGUUGUUUCUGAGAACAGGGUUUGUGGUUGGUCACGCUGGGCUGCUGCAGGGUCUCCUAAUGGUGGUUGUAGCUUACACCAUCAUAUCUCUGACAAUACUGUCCAUCUGCGCCAUUUCAACCAACGGUGCCAUACAGGGAGGUGGAGCCUACUACAUGAUCAGCCGGUCGUUGGGGCCUGAGUUUGGAGGAAGCAUUGGUUUGAUGUUCUUCCUGGCCAAAGUGUUUGCAUGUGGAGAGUAUGUUCUGGGUCUAGUGGAGGCCAUUCUCAAUGUAUUUGGUGCAGAUCCUGACUCGUCUGUGUCUGAGGGAGUGCGGGUUCUUCCUCAGGGUUACUGGUACACGGUGCUGUACUCCUCAGUAGUCCUUCUGCUGUGUCUGCUCGUCUGUCUGGUCGGCGCCCACAUCUACUCCCGCACAGCCUUCGUCAUCCUGCUGGUGGUCACCGUAUCGCUGCUGUCCAUCUUCAUCAGCUCUGUGGCGGUCAAACCUCUCGACUUCGUCAUCACCCACAAGGGAUCUGGCAACCAGACCCUCCGCUACAACGCCAGCUACACAGGUUUCAAUACCACCACGCUGAGGAACAACCUGUACUCUAACUACUCUUUGGACUACAGCACCAACUCUGUCAUGUCUUUCUCCACCGUGUUUGCUGUCAUGUUCACCAGCUGCACUGGGAUCAUGGCCGGAGCCAACAUGUCAGGAGAUCUGAAGACUCCGAGUGUCUCCAUCCCUAAAGGCACCAUCGUAGCCGUCUGUUACACCUUUACAGUCUACGUCCUCCUCUUCAUCUUGGCCAGCGCCACCUGUGACAGGACCUUGUUGAUUCAGGAUUACGGAUUCUUCCAGCGAAUCAACCUUUGGCCACCGUUCGUCACCGUCGGGAUAUACUGCGCCUCUCUGUCAGCUGCCAUGUGCGCUAUGAUCGGAGCUUCCCGCAUCCUCCAUGCUCUUGCUGUGGAUCAACUCUUUGGUUUGCCAUUAGCCCCAGCUGCCGUCAAAUCAAGCUCCGGGAAUCCGUGGGUGGCCGUGCUGUACACCUGGGGCCUGGCACAAUGUGUGGUGUUUGCAGGGCAGCUCAAUGCUGUAGCUAGUCUGGUGACUGUGUUCUACCUGCUGGCCUACGCUGCUGUUGACUUGGCCUGUUUGGCUCUUGAGUGGGCGUCAGCACCAAAUUUCAGGCCGACCUUCCAGCUCUUCUCCUGGCACACCUGCCUGCUGGGGAUCCUGAGCUGCCUGGUCAUGAUGUUCGUCAUUAACCCCGUGUACUCCUCAGGCAGCAUCGUCCUCCUGCUACUGCUGCUGCUCUUUCUCCACUACAGAUCGCCCACCAGCAGCUGGGGCUACAUCAGCCAGGCUCUCAUUUUCCACCAGGUCCGCAAGUAUCUGCUGAUGCUGGACGUGAGGAAAGACCACGUGAAGUUCUGGAGGCCGCAGGUGCUGCUGAUGGUGGCCAACCCUCGCUCCUCCUGUCAGCUCAUCCUGUUCGUCAACCAGCUGAAGAAGGGAGGACUGUAUGUGUUGGGUCACGUGCAGCUGGGAGAUCUGGACUCUCUGCCAUCAGACCCAGUCCAGCAGCAGUACAACUUCUGGCUGAGCCUAGUUGAUAAACUGGGGGUGAAGGCCUUUGUAGACCUGACGCUCUCUCCCUCAGUCAGACAGGGAACUCAGCAUCUGCUGCGUAUCACAGGUCUUGGUGGCAUGAAACCCAACACAUUAGUUUUGGGCUUCUAUGACAGCUGCACUCCAGAGGACUUCUUCCUACAAGACACUGCCUUUUGUGGCUCCUCAGUGGGACGCGGCAGCGAGGGCGACUAUAACUUUGGGGUUGACCUGCCUUCAUUGCAGGCCCAUUUCCCCCCUGUUCGUCAUGUUGAGAGCCCACGUUGGCUCACUCCAGAGGAGUACGUUGGAAUCAUUUCUGAUGCCAUUAAAAUGAACAAGAACGUGUGCCUUGGCAGAUAUUUUUUUCAGCUAGAAGGCGAAGACAAAGACAGUAAGGUGGACGGCUCAGAGCGAACUAUAGACGUGUGGCCUCUGAACCUGCUGCAGCCAGGAAGCCGUGACUACGAGGACGUGUGCAGCCUCUUCCUGCUACAGAUGGCCUGUGUGCUCAACAUGUCCAGUAAAUGGCGACAUGCGAAAAUGAGAAUCUUCCUGAAUGUGGAGACGCAGUCCAACGACCAGGGCUGGGUGGUAAACGAGGAGACGUUUCGAGAGCUGCUGAAGCAGCUGAGGAUCAGGGCGUCCAUAAAGAUUGUGCCGUGGGACUCUGUGGUGCAGCACCACUCUCAGCCAGGUGGAGAUGACUCAGCAGGGACAACACAGGCUCUGUCUGAGGACUUUUUGACUGCAGUGAACUGCAUGUUGAUGGAGCACAGCUCACAAGCUGCUGUCCGCUUCCUGUAUUUACCUCGUCCUCCUGCUCAUCACAGCCAGUCUCAAUGGUACUUGGCUCAGCUGGAAGCAGUGACCAGCGGUUUAGGCCCAACGCUGCUGAUUCAUGGUGUCACCCCAGUCACAUACACUGACCUCUGAGCAUGAGUAGUCAUAAGUUUACUUAAAUCUAAGUAGAAACAAGUGAACAUGUAGUUAUAUAAAGAGUGAAUGCUAAGGAACAGUAUUUACUACUGCAGUCUUUUUGUUAUUUUAUUGAAGCUUAGAAAAGGACCACAGUUGAGUGCCACUUGAAGCGUUUGCAUUUGAAUAGGAUAUCCUCCUAUUUAUAUAUACUUGAACUGACAUUGGGAUUGAGUCAGAGCAAAUACCAAUGUUUGUGGUCAUGAUUUAUGUUGAUGUAACCUCCUGUUUGCUUUAGCUUUAGCUCUGCCUUUCACAGAAAUACACACAGAUAAAAAAAAUGUGUCAAAAACUCUUCAGAACUAAACCACAGUUUAUUUUGAACACUAUAGGUCAUCAAGGACAUCGACUAUAAACAUGUCUUUAUAAAAUUUGAGGCUUGACUAAUGUGGAAUUUGUGAUUUUCUUGAUUAAAAAUAAUCCACAGUGGUUUUUACUGGUUCAGGUUCUAAGGGGAAUUGUGCUGAUGCAGAAUAAUUUGUAAUUUUGCUGUUUGCUUUUUCUUUCAUUCUCACAUUUGAGCUGGUUGCUGGACCAAGUGAUCCAAAGACUUUUUGUUCCUGACCUGAACUGAAUUUGGAUUUUUCUUUCCAGUGCACUUAUCCAAAUGUGUUUUCUUUUUGCUGUUAAGUGUCUUUACAAAGGGAAGUAUUUUGUACGUUUGACCUCAAAAUGAAGACCAGCAUUUGUUACUUUUUGUGUUAAAUACUUUGGAUUUUUGUGCUUCACGGUGCAGAAUGCUAAAAUAUACCUAAAAGGGUUGUAUUGAUGACUACUUUGGAUGUACUGAAAAUAAUAAUGACCACUAUCGUCCAGUCUCAGUCAGAAGCAUGUUUCAGACCAGGCCAAGACUGACACCUGAGCAAGUUUUGUCACAUUUGUACACAGUAAUCCACCAUAGUUGCAAGCUAUGUAUUGGAAUUGUACUCCUGUUAUGUUUUGUUUGCUGUUUCCAAAAAAGCACCUUGCACAACUUGUCUUUGUUAAUGCUCAAAAGAGGACACUUGAAAGCAAUGCUUCACAAUUUUUUCUGUCUGAUGUAACCCCACAGUCCUUUCCAAUGACUUAAUAACUAAUCAGUACCUCUCAUAUCCAAUGUGUUCAUAAACUUGUUACAAAUUGGAUCCAACUAUAUAAAUGUGGAUGUUGAAUAUUUUUCAUGCAGUUGAGCAUUUAGUGUUUAGGUCAGCUUGGAUGGAAGUAUCUAGUCAAUAAUUUAAGCUAUAUAUUUUCAACAUCUGUUCAUUAUUUUCAGCUUUCCGUAGUUUUAACUGUUUACCCACACUGUUAGCUAACAAUUUCAAUAGCGUGUCAUAUUAUCAGCUAAUAUUUCUGUUUAUUCCCAUUUUAGUCUGCUGUUUCAACUAUUUGUCCAUUAUGUUUACCCAAUAGUUUCACUUAUUUAUCCUUACUGUCAGCUAAAAAAUGAUUUGCUUAUCCGUACUUUUAGCUUUUAAAAAAAAUCCAACUGUUUAGUCAUACGUUUAGCUAGCUGUUCUGACAGUUGCAACUGUCAAUGCAUACUGUUUACACACAAUUUCUUAUUGUUUUUCCAGAACUUUAGCCAUUUUAGCUGUUUAUCCACUUUAAGCUAACUGUUUCAACUCUCAAUUCACUCAAUAAGCUACCAGUUCCAUUUGUUGCCAUAGUAUUGGCUAAGAAUGUCUUAGUUUUGCUUGCUAGUUCAACUUUUUGACCAUUAUAACAAUUCAGUUAGUGAAAUAAAAUUGGUAUAAACUUCCAACUUUUAUCUAUACGCUUAGCAGACAGUUUAUCUGUUUAUCCACACUACUAGCUACCAAUUUCCACUGUUAGCCAUAACUUCAGGCAGCUGUUUCAACCACUUUACCCUUCAUUUUAAUACGUUCUACAUUAUGUUUGGUUGUCUAUCUCUGCUGUUUAUCCGUUGCUUUUGGCUCACUGUUAACUUUUCUACUUUAACCUGUUCAUGUCCAGUGAUUUGUUUUAUUUUUAAUUGUAAAUUAUUGAACAGGCCGGGGGGGUCUGGCACCGUGUACUUCUUAGAGCACCUCCUCUUUUUGCAUUCUUCAUAUGGGAUUGAAAUAAAGUAACGUUGGAUUAGCACGUCGAUCAAAGGCCUGUAGGUGUAAUGAGGAUGUGAGUCUUCUCCUUAACCUUGUGGUCGGACUUCGGGAUGAUCUCUGUGUCCAGGGUGUUAGUAACACCAUGAGACUUCUCAAACGUAACUGUUUGGCGUCCAUGUCAUCAUGGUGUCCAUGUCCAGAUGACAUCGUACUGCUUAAAGCCAUCUUCACCAACUUCAAUCUGAUCUUGGGGCUUGAAGAAGUCAUCCUUAUGGACCACACAGCAGUUGGGCAGGUUCUUUAUCAGGCAGUUGGUGAGGGGGGUUUUCCCUCCAUUGGUUACACCGCCGAUGAUGUACUUCAUGUUCUCGGUUUGGUCAAACCUCGGAAAAAGGGUAAAAAAUGUCAACAAAACAGGUCGGGAGCAAUCGGACACGGAAGAAGGCUGAAAAAGAGAAGGUUGCAGCAGGAAAGGUAAACUAUUCGAGUAAGUUGUCCAAAAUGUCGCGAAAACGUCAUAGUUUAGUAUGUCGUCCAAAAUGUCACAAAAACAUCAAGUAUGUCGUCUAAAAUACGACCAAAACGUCAUAGUUUAGUCUGUCAUCAGAACUGUGUCAGAGACACAGGUUCAAUUCCACCUCAUGAUCCUUUACUGCAUGGGUUUCCUGUUUUCCUCUCUCCCUGUUGAUUAAUUAAGAAUGGAAUAAAAUUGUUCAUAAAAUAU